Ahaetulla prasina is the source of this 9049-nucleotide messenger RNA. RefSeq names its product zinc finger protein 135-like. Gene Ontology annotation, biological process: negative regulation of transcription by RNA polymerase II. Bases 4167 to 6434 code for a protein of 755 amino acids. Lineage: Eukaryota; Metazoa; Chordata; Lepidosauria; Squamata; Colubridae. The transcript is spliced from 3 exons. The record is from RefSeq and is a predicted model, not a curated record. Gene Ontology annotation, molecular function: RNA polymerase II cis-regulatory region sequence-specific DNA binding; DNA-binding transcription repressor activity, RNA polymerase II-specific.
UGCAGUUCUAAUUAUCCUCUGAAGUCUGUGUUUUUCUUGUUGGGUUGCAGAACCGAACCAGACAGUUAUAGAGGUGCAAAUGACAGACUCAAUAAUUCCUCUGUAGAACUGGAUCAGCAGCUCCUUGGGCAGUUUGAGCUUACUGAGUUGGCGCAGAAAGAACAUUCUUUGUUGUCCUUUUUUAAUGAUGUUUUUGAUGUUAGCUGUCCAUUUGAGAUCUUGCUAUAUGAUAGAACCCAGAAACAAGAAGCAAUGGGUGGAAACUGAUCAAAGAAAGAAGCAACUUAGAACUAAGGAGAAAUUUCCUGACAGUUAGAACAAUUAAUAAGUGGAACGACUUGCCUUCAGAAGUUGUGAAUGCUCCAACACUGGAAAUUUUUAAGAAAAUGUUGGAUAACCAUCUGACUGAGAUGGUGUAGGGUUUCCUGCCUGGGCAGGGGGUUGGACUAGAAGGCCUCCAAAGUCCCUUCCAACUCUGAUGUUAUGUUAUGUUAUGUUAACUCUAUUACAGAUAUCGUAUUUUUUACAGUCAAGUUUAGAAUGAUUUACAUUGAGUUUAAAGCAGUUGUUCGUGGGCGUAUUAUUGCAAUUAAACAGAAAAAGUCAUUUACAGGUAAAAUAUUACUAUGCAUAAUUUUGUAUGCAAUACCUACAAGCUACACAGUUCUAAGUUAUCCAACCCGAGAAUUUCGAGCCUAGUAGCAUAAGGAAUUCUACUCUGUACAGAAGAGUGCAAGACUUUUCUCGUGAAGUACUGAUUGUACUGAUGUCUGAUAUAUUCUGGGGAUUCCAAACAGUUGAACAAUACUCUAAAAUUGGUCUAGCGUAAGUUUUAUAAGCUCUAAUUAGCAAUAUCAUGUUUCCAGGAAAAAAAGUUUCACAAAAUUAAGUUUAGAACUCUUUAUGCUUUUUUAGCAAUGCUAUUACAGUGAGCUUUGGAGCCUAAAUCGUGAGGGAUAAGUACACCUAGGUCCUUAACAAAGUGAGAGUCAUCUGCUAGAUCAAUGCCACCUAGCUUAUACUUGACAUUCUGAUUACAUUUACCAAUAUGUAAGACAGAGCAUUUAUUAAUUGAAAUUUGAAGUUGCCAAACAGAUGACCAUUCAGACACACAGUCGAGAUCAUUUGCAAAACAACAGAAUUAUCUUAGAAUUGAAUAAUUUUACGUCAUCGGCAAAAAGAACACAAUUGCUUUUUAGUUGAUCAUAUAAAUCGUUGAUAUAGAGCAAAAAAAGUGUGCGACCUAAAACGCUGCCAUGCGGAACACCACUUAAAUUAUGCAGGAUUAGACAGCGAGUUCCCUAUUUUGACUUUCUACAAUCUAUCAGACAGGAAAGCAGCAAUCCACUUAAGCAAAAGUCCAGAAAUGCUCUAAGUGCUUAAUUUCAACAGCAGUUUAUCAUGUACUACUGUAUCAAAAGCCUUACAAAAAUCUAUGUAAAUUGCAUCAACAGUAUCAUGUUCUAUUGAUUGUGUUUUUGUUAUGUUGAAUUCUAGUAUGACAUGGUCACUGUCAAGGUUCCUUCAACUUCAAUUCCCUCUAUCACUUCAUCUGUGCUUGUAAGAAUUAGGUCUAGUAUGGCUGUCCUUCUCGUUCCCUCCUCUAUCUUUUGGACAACAAAGUUGUCAGCUAGGUUGGUCAAGAACCUAUUCGAUUUCUCAUUUAGUGCGGAAUUAGUCUUCCAACUGAUGUCAGGUAAUUGAAGUCCCCCAUUAGUAUUAUAGUGUGUUUCCUACAUAUAUUUCUUAGUUGGUUGGCAAAAAGGACACCUAUUUUUUCUGCUUGGUUGGGUGGCCUAUAAUAUACACCUAUGGCGGUGUUAUUCUUCUUUUCUUUUAUAUUAAUCCAUAUGCAUUCUAGGAGGUUUUCUUCCUGGUUUCGUGCAUUUCUGUAGCAAUGUAGUGGUCCUUUACAAGGCCCUCCUCUUUUAUGGGGUCUGGGGUUUUUUGAACAGUUUGUAACCUUCUAUCAGUAUCUUCCAGUCAUGGGUUUCAUCCCACCAAGUUUCUGUAAUUCCAACUACCUUCAUAUCUACCUUCAUAUUAAUAGUUCAAGUUCACUCUGUUUGUUCCCCAAACUUUGUGCAUUUGUAUAUAGGCACUUGAGGUCUUUAUAUUGGUCUGUGGGUAUGCUUCCUAUGUUUCCUAUUUGGUAUUUGAGUUUGUCUUCCUUUCCAUUCCUCCUUACCUCAUUAUUUGACUUGGUUUCUAAGGAUUUGUGCUUGGAGUUAGAGCCUUCUAAGUGUGCCUCAGGGCAAGCCCGUGAUCGCAACCCAGGAAUUUGAUGUCGGAGCAGCUUGAAAGCAGAGAUGAGUGCCCCCCCUCCGCGGCUCAGGCUGAAAAGCCUCUCACGCUGGGGGAUAUUAAGGCAAUCCGACUGUUUUUAAAAGAAAAAAAAAAGAGAUCCUAAAGAUUGGUCAUCCUCCCCCCUCAAUUUUAGUUUAACCCCCCCGAUAAGUUGAGCCAGUCAUUUUCCAAAAAUAUUCUUCCCAGUCUUCGUGAGAUGCAGCCCAUCCCUUGCCAAAAGCCUAUCAUGAAGGUAGUACAGACCAUGAUCCAGGAAUCCAAAGGUUUUUUGGCGACACCAACCCUUUAGCCAGUUUACUUCUAGAAUCCUUUGUUAUCUUACCAGGUGUUGACCUUUCGUUGGCAGUACAGAUGAGAAAAACUACUUGUGCAUCUAACUCCUUAACUUUCUUGCCUAGAUGCUUGUAAUCUCUCAAUAUUGUGUUCAAGUUCUUUUUUGUUUCAUUCAUCCCGACAUGUAGCAGUAGAAAAGGGUAGUAAACUGUGGGCUUUAUCUCCACUUUGGUCUCAUCUGUCUAAGGGAUAGUGUUCCAGAAGUUUUGUGAUUUGUUCACAAAGUUUUGUAACUUUGCAAAUGCAAGCGUUGCUGCCAUGUCCUUUUUAGAAAUCAGAGGCUUUCUCCUGGCAACCCUACCAAACGAACCAUACUUAUUCAGUCUUUUUCUAAUUGUACUGUCAUGAACUUUAACACUUAACAUGCUAAAUGAGGCCUGUAGAGCCUGAGAUGUAAUGCUUGGGUUUUUUGUAAUUUCUCUGAGCAUUCCACUGUCUGAACUUGGGGUGACUUUGCUGGGACUCACAUCGCAAUGCUGGAGACUAGGAAACUCCUACAACUUCGGCUUUUAUAGAUAUAGUCACAUUUGCUGAUGAUAAUUGAUCAAGGGCAUUUGAUCAAUAGCACUGGCUGCUGUGUUGCCUCUUCGUACCUAUGGAAGAAGUAAGAGUGUUUUUAGUUUUUCAUGUCUCUGUUAUGGCUUUGUUUUUGUAAAAAAAAAUGAUGACAUGGGUAUAAUGUGUCAUCUGUUUUUGUUCAUCUGACAUUAUAGUUACCCAUUUUUAAGAACUGCUAAGGUCUGGAUGAUUUUUACUAUGUCAUGAUAUGUAAAAUCAUAGAACACAAAGAGGGUGUACUUUCUUUUUCACAUAACUGUAUUUGAAACUUUUGCACAUAAACUUUUGCAGGGCUGAGAAUUUGUGACUGACCUAAGUCAACAAGUGAAUUUCAUGAAUGAAUGGAUAUUUGAACUUGGAUCUCGGUAGUCAAAUGUCACAAUUAAUACAAAGAUGAUGCUGAUAAGAUCACAGUGGACAACUGAGAAUAACAAGCAACAUUGAAAAGCAAAGCAAAAAUAAAAAUAUUCUCCAUUUUCUUCAGGAAAAACCACACAAUUCACCUAGCAAGUGAAAGAUAAAGGAAAGAAAAUCAAGAACAGAUUUCCAGCUGGAAAAUGUAGAGUAUGUGGAAUUCAAUGAUACAUUAUACAAAACGGUCAGGGGAGAUUAUUUUUCCAUUUCAGAAAAAGAGGGAAAUAUCUGGAAGUCAGUGUGGAGGAAAAGCUGAAUUGGAUAGUUACAUAGGGCAGAUAAUAAUGCAGGUCUUGCCCUGGAAGAAAGAAAAGGGCUUAAAUUAAAGCACCCCUAAACAAGGGAUCACACAUAUUUUUGACCUUCUCAAGAAUAUCAAUGGUGAAAAAGCUGCAUAGAUGUGCCUAUUGUGAGAAAAGCAAACUUCUAAUCACAAGAGAUUAUGCAGGGGAGAAUCCACUCUGGAGAAAAGCAAAUACAAAUUAUCUGAAUGUGAUAAAAGCUCAGGUCAGAACAGCUCCUUUUUCAUUAAUGGAAAGACCCACACAGGAGAGAUGCCCUACAAGUGCUCCCAAUGUGGUAAAUCCUUUAGUGAAAAUGGCAACUUGCUGAUACACCAGAGGACCCACAUGGGAGCGAAGCCGUAUGACUGUCCCGAUUGUGGGAAACAUUUCAUUGGAAAUUCCGACCUUGUGAGACACCUGAGGACACACACAGGAGAGAAACCCUUUGAAUGUCCUGAUUGCGGGAAAAGUUUCAGUCACAAUUCCAAUCUGAUAAGACACCAGAGAACUCACACAGGAGAGAAACCCUUUGAAUGUCCUCACUGUGGGAAAAGAUUUCGUCAGAGUUCCUACCUGGUGAUUCAUCAGAGGACUCACACAGGAGAGAAACCCUUUGAAUGUCCUCUUUGUGGGAAAAGUUUCAGUCGGUAUUCCCACCUGGUGAAACACCAGAGAACUCACACAGGAGAGAAACCCUUUAAAUGUCCUGAUUGCGGGAAAAGUUUCAGUCACAAUUCCAAUCUGAUAAGACACCAGAGAACUCACACAGGAGAGAAACCCUUUGAAUGUCCUGACUGUGGGAAAAGUUUCAGUCACAAUUCCUGCCUCGUGAUUCAUCAGAGGACUCACACAGGAGAGAAACCCUUUGAAUGUCCUGACUGUGGGAAAAGAUUUCGUCAGAGUUCCUGCCUGGUGAUUCAUCAGAGGACUCACACAGGAGAGAAACCCUUUGAAUGUCCUCUUUGUGGGAAAAGUUUCAGUCAGAAUUCUGACCUAGUGAAACACCAGAGAACUCACACAGGAGAGAAACCCUUUGAAUGUCCUAAUUGUGGGAAAAGUUUCCGUCUGAAUUCUGACUUGGUGAUCCAUCAGAGGAUUCACACAGGAGAAAAACCCUUUGAAUGUCCCGAUUGUGGGAAAAGUUUCAGUAAGAAUUCCAGUCUGGUGCAACACCAGAGAACUCACACAGGAGAGAAACCCUUUGAAUGUCCCGAUUGUGGGAAAAGUUUCAGUCAGAAUUCCAGUCUGGUGCAACACCAGAGAACUCACACAGGAGAGAAACCCUUUGAAUGUUCUGAUUGUGGGAAAAGUUUCAGUCACAAUUCUAGCCUGGUGGAACAUCAGAGAACUCACACAGGGGAGAAACCCUUUGCAUGUGUUGAGUGUGGAAAACGUUUCAGUCAGAAUUCCAACCUGGUAAGACACCAGAGGACCCACAUGGGAGCGAAGCCGUUUGACUGUCCUGACUGUGGGAAACAUUUCAUUGGAAAUUCCGACCUUGUGAGACACCUGAGGACACACACAGGAGAGAAACCCUUUGAAUGUCCUGAUUGCGGGAAAAGUUUCAGUCGCAAUUCCAAUCUGAUAAGACACCAGACAACUCACACAGGAGAGAAACCCUUUGAAUGUCCUGACUGUGGGAAAAGAUUCAGUCACAAUCCCCACCUGGUGAAUCAUCAGAGGACUCACACAGGAGAGAAACCCUUUGAAUGUCCUCUUUGUGGGAAAAGUUUCAGUCAGAAUUCCCACCUCGUGAAUCAUCAGAGAACUCACACAGGAGAGAAACCCUUUGAAUGUCCUCUUUGUGGGAAAAGUUUCAGUCGGAAUUCCUGCCUCGUGGAUCAUCAGAGGACUCACACAGGAGAGAAACCCUUUGAAUGUCCUCAUUGUGGGAAAAGUUUCAGUCAGAAUUCUGACCUAGUGAGACACCAGAGAACUCACACAGGAGAGAAACCCUUUGAAUGUUCUGAUUGUGGGAAAAGUUUUAGUCAGAAUUCCCACCUGGUGAAUCAUCAGAGGACUCACACAGGAGAGAAACCCUUUGAAUGUCCUGACUGUGGGAAAAGUUUCAGUCACAAUUCCUGCCUGGUGAGUCAUCAGAGGACUCACACAGGAGAGAAACCCUUUGAAUGUCCUCUUUGUGGGAAAAGUUUCAGUCAGAAUUCUGACCUAGUGAAACACCAGAGAACUCACACAGGAGAGAAACCCUUUGAAUGUCCUGAUUGUGGGAAAAGUUUCAGUCUGAAUUCUGUCUUGGUGAUCCAUCAGAGGACUCACACAGGAGAAAAACCCUUUGAAUGUCCCGAUUGUGGGAAAAGUUUCAGUCAGAAUUCCAGUCUGGUGAAACACCAGAGAACUCACACAGGAGAGAAACCCUUUGAAUGUUCUGAUUGUGGGAAAAGUUUCAGUCAGAAUUCCCACCUGGUGAGUCAUCAGAGGACUCACACAGGAGAGAAACCCUUUGAAUGUUCUGAUUGUGGGAAAAGUUUCAGUCAGAAUUUUAGCCUCGUAAGACAUCAGAGAACUCACACAGGAUAGAAACCCUUGGAACGUCCUAAUUGUGGGAAUAUUUUAGCCAGAAUUCCCACCGGGUGAAACACUAGAGGACUCACAUAGGAGAGAAACCAUAUGUGUGCCCAGAGUGUAGGAAAAGUUUCAUUAAAAAUUUCCACCUCAUGAGACACCGGAUGCCUCACACAGGAGAGAAAUCCUUCAAAUAUCCUGUCUAUGGACGAUCUUCAGGUAUAAAUCUUCUCUUAUUUCCUACAAGGAAAUCCACAUGAAGGAAACAUUGAUGAGUUUAGAGAAGGGUUGAAUUUCAUUUCUAAUCUCUCAUUAGGAAUAUAGAUGACUAACUGACUAUUUUAAUUCUGGCCUCAUUCUUUUUACUCAAACAUGUCUCAGGAUUAGAUUUGUAGGUGAAUGAAAAUGAAAAAGGGCUAACUACCUGUUUCUGGUUAGCAGCAGCAGUUUUUGGAUAUUUCAUUUUUGCAGAAGUAAUGGAAUUCCUCAAAAAGGCUUUUGGGUGGUGUUUUUUGUAUAUCGCUUAUGGAAUUUCCACAGGUGGACUUUCCAUCUUCUACCUUGGUGUCCUCCAGAUUUUGAGUCCCAGAAUUCCGCAGCCAUCAUAUUAGUAGUCCUCUAGAUACAAUCGUAAUGGGACCUGCCAAUUAUAGUUGCAUAUUGCAAUGGUUGUUAAGCGAGAUUGCCUUGCUUAACCCUCCCCACCUCCUUCUCUCCCUGAUGAAGCUGUUAAAAAUAUUAAAAAUAUGAAUAUAAAAAUAUUCAAGUCAUUAAGCAGAACAGUGACUACCUCAGGGUUGCAGGAAUGUCUUGGAGAUCUACUACACCAACUUUUGGGUCCCUACAGACCUUUCCCUCCCUACAGUGUCCCCACAGGCAUUCCUACUCCCACUGGAACCCUGCGAUCAUUAGGGCUUACUCCCACCUCACCAGGCAUCACAACCUCCUCCUUCUCCAUAUCUUUUGAAGACCACUGAACCUCAUGUUGGUGAAGGAGGGUAAGACAUUUGUGGGCUGCAUGACUGUGUCAUAAAAGCAGCCAUUAUUUUGACUGUGCCUGGGAUUCAUGUUUAGGCCAUGCGGUGGAGUUGUGGAAGGUCUGCCUCUAUCAAAAUGGUGGCUGCUUCUGGGUCACUAUCACGUGGGAUUGGGACAAAGUGUUUUGUUUUGCUACCUUAACACUUUGUAAACUGUGUUAAGGAAUUGAGGUGCACUGGAAAUGAGAUGAGGUGCACGGGAGAUCUCCAAAAGGGCAGUAUCCUUGGGCUACAUGAGAAAUAGACAAGUACUGCUUCUGCCAAUUUUGUGCUGCAAAAAAAGCGAAUUCAGUCCUAGGCUGCAUCAAUAGAGGCAUAGAAGUGAUAGAGUUACUUUACACUGUGCUGGUGACAGCACACCUAGAAUAGUGCAUCCAAUUCUGGUCACCACGAUAAAACCAGCCCCAUGAUGCUACGAUUCUAUGAAUUUAGAGGCAGUUUAGAAAAUAGGUACAUAGUAGCCCCAUAAACGUGCUUGUGCUAAAGGGACUUUUUAAAAAAAAGGUUACUUUCUUCAGAAAAUUAAUAUACAGUACAAACUCCAAAAACAGAAAGAUUUUUUUUUCAAAAGCAAAACAAAGAUAGACAAAACAUUUAAAAGAAAAAAUGUGCAUUAAAAAGGACAAAAAUAGAUUUACAUAUAUUACCAACCCCCCACUUGAAUAUUCAUAAAUAUAUUGGAGCAAUAUUAGUUUCCUACCCUUGUAAAGCAGCCCAAAAUUUAUAAACUUCUAUUUACAACCAAUUCGACGUUCAUCUAUAUACGAUAUGUAAAGGCAUUAUAAUUAACAGAUGAACCAACAUCAAAGCACUUUGUUAACAAUCUACUAUUCCGUUUAAUUUGUAUAAAGUUUAGAAUGGCUUAUUUACCAUAAAUCACCAGAACCAUUGUCUCUGUUUUGUCCAGGAUGAAAUAUCUUUGUUUGAUUCUUAUUAAUAAAACUUCUUAAAAUUUAAGUUGAGAACAAUAAGACAACAGUUGUGUCUUAUUCCCCCAAUCCUUUGGUGGAUCCAUUUAACAUAUUUACAGCAAACAAGAUGGUCAGGAACACAGAAACAUCGUGAGGUAAAUCCAAAUAUCAUAAAGAGCACACAGAAGAAAAAAAGCGGGAAAAAUGGGAAACUCCCCCUUUGCAUCUACAGCAACCAAUUAUAGCGUAGAUUGCCUCAUGUAAGAUGUUUUGAUGGUUUUGUCAUAAGGUCAGCUAAAUUAUUUUCUGGUGGACAAUAAAUUACGUCUAUUACAUUUUCUUUCACUGCUUCUCUGACUUUACAUUAUGUCAACACGCUUCCUUCUGGUUUGUACGCCCACCUGUUGUCAUUUGUACACCUUUUGUGUUAUCUUCAAAUACUGGUAUAGCUCCUUUCACUUCAAUAUCCAAAUCCUUUACUAACCAUAUAUGAAGAGAAUUGAAGACAAUUCUGAUAAUGCUAACGUUCCGGAUUAUAAAUUGUUCUAUUUUUGAUGGUUUGAAAAUCUGGUAUCAUGGGAGUUUGCACACUUUCACAACUUUCCAUAUAUUUUUAACAAUUGUUCUAUUUUCUUCUGUUGACUUGGAAUGUACCCUCUGUCUUGUAAUUUCUUUAUUUGUA